Tetranychus urticae (two-spotted spider mite) is the source of this 1729-nucleotide messenger RNA. RefSeq names its product Calumenin B scf (gene scf). Gene Ontology annotation, molecular function: calcium ion binding. Gene Ontology annotation, cellular component: endoplasmic reticulum. The record is from RefSeq and is a predicted model, not a curated record. Lineage: Eukaryota; Metazoa; Arthropoda; Arachnida; Trombidiformes; Tetranychidae.
AAGCAUUUGUUCAACAGUUUAAUUGGUUUUAGUGAAUUUAUAAAUAUACUUGUGAUUAGUCAGAUUACAAUAUACUCAAAUGCUGUUGAAACAAUUAUAAUUGAUACGAUAACUCCUUUCAACUGCAAGGUAAGCAAUCAUUGGUUGUAUCCAUCUAUGUGCAAUUUAACAGUUUCAAUGUAAAAAUUCGAGAAAUUUUCAAAUCUGUUUAAAAUCAUGUUCAGCUCCUUAACUGUUUGAUUACAGUGAAUAUUGUGGUUUAUUAACUUGAAGUGAUUGAAAAUAAAUAGUUGGCCAAAUGUAAAGAUUUUUGCUGUGCUUCAUAUAGGGGCAUGUCUUUUGUACACCUCAUCAUAUGUUCAUAAGAGCUAAAAAACAACACUCAUCUUUUUUUCAUUUUUACAUUUUCUUUUAUCAGUUUCUCUAACUGUGUAUUUAAUUAAUAAUUAUAAGUAUCUUACAUCUAUGAUUAUCUGAUCAACAAUAAUCUAUUUUUCAUCAAUUUAUCUUGUGUCCUAUUGAUAAUCUUAAAUGUCUAAUCUAUUAUUUAUUUUAGUUAUAACUGUUGUCUUAAUCAACUCAGUAUUUUGCAAACAAUCUCAACAUGAUCAUUUGAGCAAAGAGUCACAUUUUACAGAUGACAAUCACCACAAUCCCGAGUAUGAUCACGAAGCUUUCCUUGGAGCCGAUGAAUCUAAAGCAUUUGAUAAUUUAAGUCCAGAGGAAUCAAAAGAUAGAUUAUCCAAAAUAGUAGAUAAAAUUGACACCAACAACGAUGGUAAAGUAUCAUUCGACGAAUUGAGAAUAUGGAUACACAAAAGCCAAGCUAAAUACAUUUUAGAUGAUGUAGAAAGGCAAUGGAAAACUCACAGAAACUCGGACAAAGAUUUACUCUCAUGGAGUGAUUAUAAAAAAUCAACUUACGGCUUCAUGGAUGAUUUGGAUAGUGGAGUCAGUGAAGAAGAUGCCAAAGUUUAUAAUGACAUGAUGAGAAGGGAUGAGAGGCGUUGGAAGGCAGCUGAUGUCAAUGGCGAUGAUCUUUUGACUAAAGAGGAAUUUACUAAUUUUCUUCAUCCAGAAGAAGCUGAUCAUAUGAAAAAUAUUGUUAUUGAUGAAACAUUGGAAGAUGUUGAUAAAGAUGGAGAUGGUAAAAUAUCGCUCAAUGAAUAUAUAAGUGACAUGUAUAGCGGUAGUGAUGGCGCCGAUUCUGAGGUUCCUGAUUGGGUUCUCAGAGAGAAGGAUCAAUUCAAUACUAUUCGUGAUAAGGAUAAGGAUGGUUUCCUUGAUCGCAACGAAGUCAAAGAUUGGAUUAUUCCUGAUGAUUCAGAUUUAAGUGGAGUUGAAGCAAAACAUUUAGUUUCUGAAUCAGAUGAAGAUAAGGAUGGUUAUUUAACAAAAGAAGAAAUUUUGAAUAAUUAUGAUUUGUUUGUCGGCAGCCAAGCUACCGAUUUUGGUGAAGCGUUGAUGAAACAUGAUGAGCUUUAAGUGCUGAAUGUUUGGCUUGAAAAUCGAUUUUCUAACUGUCUUCCAGCCUUACGUCCAUGCCUUAAAGAAACAGACUCAGAUUGGAAAUUUUUAUAUUUACUCACUCACUAAAUUUGCAAAGUGCUUAUACUCAGUCAAUAAUUUGCUUAUUCUGGAAAAUGUCAAUGUCAGGAUGAAUUUCGAGAUCAUAAAAAAAUGCAAAGUUUUUCGUUUAUGAUAAGAGAAUAAAUUUUUUCAUUCUUUA